This is a messenger RNA of Hyaena hyaena (striped hyena), 1025 nucleotides long. It is a transcript of the gene C1QB, whose product is annotated as complement C1q B chain. The transcript is spliced from 3 exons. NCBI's taxonomy places the organism in Eukaryota, Metazoa, Chordata, Mammalia, Carnivora, Hyaenidae. The coding region runs from base 127 to 876 and encodes 249 amino acids. Gene Ontology annotation, molecular function: protein binding. The record is from RefSeq and is a predicted model, not a curated record.
CUCUGGAGAAUGGAACUUCCGCUUUGGACUGAGGGCAGCAGGCUCCUGGCUCCCGGUCCUGCUGCUGCCCAGCUGAGCGGCCCCACAGGACACCAGGUUACAGGAGGCAGCUGAGCCAGGGCAGCGAUGAAGACCCUGAGGGAUGGCGUUCUAGCAUUCCUGCUGCUUCUUGCUCUACUUGGGGUCUCCCUGGCCCAAAGCGACUGCACCGGACACCCGGCCAUCCCCGGCAUCCCCGGCAUCCCCGGAGCGCCGGGCUCUGAUGGCAGACCUGGGACCCCAGGCAUAAAAGGAGAGAAAGGGCUGCCAGGGCUGGCUGGAGACCAUGGCGAGUUCGGGGAGAAGGGAGACCCAGGGAUUCCUGGGAAACCAGGAAAAGUAGGUCCCAAGGGCCCCACUGGCCCCAAAGGUUCCCCAGGACCCCCCGGAGCCCGUGGCCUCAAGGGGGAAUCAGGAGACUACAAGGCUACACAGAAAAUCGCCUUCUCUGCCAAGAGGACCAUCAACAGUGCCCUGCGGCGGGACCAGGCCAUCCGCUUCGACCAGGUGAUCACCAACAUGAACAACAACUACGAACCUCGAAGCGGCAAGUUCACCUGCAGGGUGCCUGGCAUUUACUACUUCACCUACCAUGCCAGCUCGCGAGGAAACCUCUGUGUGAACCUCAUGCGGGGCCGGGAGCAAAUGCAGAAGGUGGCUACCUUCUGUGAUUACGUCCAGAACACCUUCCAGGUCACCACGGGCAGCAUGGUCCUCAAGCUGAAGCAGGGGGAGAAUGUCUUCCUGCAGGCCACAGACAAGAACUCCCUGGUGGGCAUGGAAGGUGCCAAUAGCAUCUUCUCUGGGUUCCUGCUCUUCCCAGAUGCAGAGGCAUGAGCUGUGGUGCUGGCUGCCUCCCUCCCCAACCCUGCCCCGCCCCUGCAAUGCUCACUUUACCCCCGACACUCCCCCACCUAGCCAAAACACACAGAAGGGCUCCAUGGGUGUUGCUGAAUGAAUGAGUCAAUAAAAUUUUCAAAGGCCAA